Diversispora eburnea is the source of this 984-nucleotide messenger RNA. The record is from the annotation of a GenBank genome assembly. Lineage: Eukaryota; Fungi; Glomeromycota; Glomeromycetes; Diversisporales; Diversisporaceae.
AUGACUAAAAACCAAAAAGAAAAGUCCUUUAAAGAAUAUUUACAAGAAAUCGAGGAUCCAAAAAAUAACCAGGAGGUCAAUUACGACUUACCAGAAAAUCCCACCUCACUCCAAGUUGCUAAGUUUGAAAUUUGUCAGGAAAUUUUAGGUUAUAAAUUAAAAAAAAAUCUUACCCGCCAACAAGUAGCCGACAAAAUGGAUUUAAGCAAAGCCGAAACCGAGGAUAUUUUGUUUUGCUGUAUUGAAAAAUUUACUUUGGAUAGAUUGGUAGAAUAUGCGAGCAGAUUAUUAGAACCCGUUCAAACCAAACCAGGACGAGAAUGGAUUACUAAUGAACUAAUUUUGGAAAUAUUGAAAAAAAGGUUUCACAACAAAAAAGCAGAACCUUUGGAAUAUUCAGGAAUAAGGAAACAAGAGAAAUUUUUUGAUUUACUAAUUAUCGAUGGACCUGCCCGCACUAGCCAAGGAACAUUAGAAAUCGCCAAGCAAGCUAAUUUAGUAAUUCAGCCGACCGGAGCCAGUUUAGCCGACUUAAAGCCAUCUGUCAAUGAAUUUCAUGCCUUAGUAAAAGCAGGAAUAAAUAAGCAUAAAUUAGUUUUUGUCCUUAAUCAUUUAGCCACCAAAAGCGAGGAGGAAGCCGCGAGGGAGUAUCUAACACUAGCAGGUUAUUCAGUUCUCAAUCAUUCUUUAAAGGAAAAAGCCUCUUAUCGGCAAAUUCAGAAUGAGGGAAAAAGUAUUAGCGAGGUUAGUUAUAAGAGUUUACAAAAAGAAGCCAAGGAAUUAGUAAAAGAAAUCAUAAAAAUUCCGCCUUCUCUGGCUGAAACUACUUCUAACUUACAAUUGCCGGAAGUAAUUGGAGAAAAAGUAGAUAAAAGAACUUUACGAAGGACUGGGAGAACCGAACAAUUUGCUACUAGGUCCGUUUUGGGGUUAGACCAAGGAGAUAAAUCAGAUAAAGGGGGUAUUCAACCAGUUCGAGCAUAA